This is a messenger RNA of Fundulus heteroclitus (mummichog), 2438 nucleotides long. RefSeq names its product protein kinase, AMP-activated, gamma 1 non-catalytic subunit (gene prkag1). Lineage: Eukaryota; Metazoa; Chordata; Actinopteri; Cyprinodontiformes; Fundulidae. The transcript has 13 exons. Bases 113 to 1117 code for a protein of 334 amino acids. The record is from RefSeq and is a predicted model, not a curated record.
UGGUCGUUGCGUGAACACACCAGGUAUUACGGUAACAGCUCGCUUUGCGUUUACAGCGGAAGGAGGCUUGCGUGGCUGCGGGAGAUCCCAUCGGUUGUAGACCGGGUGGAACAUGGACUGUAUUCCAGUAACCAUCGAUGAUCUUGAAAGCAAAAAGGACUCAAUCAUUGAAGAACGAGACCGAAAUGUUUACACCAGGUUCAUGAAGUCCCACCGUUGUUAUGACCUCGUACCCACUAGUUCCAAAUUAGUGGUGUUUGAUACUUCACUCCAGGUGAAGAAGGCGUUCUUUGCUCUUGUUUCAAAUGGGGUGAGAGCGGCCCCUCUUUGGGACAGCAAGAAGCAGUGCUUCGUGGGUAUGCUAACGAUCACAGACUUUAUCAACAUCCUUCAUCGCUAUUACAAGUCUCCCUUGGUUCAGAUAUAUGAGUUGGAAGAGCACAAAAUCGAAACAUGGAGGGAGCUGUACCUUCAAGACUCUUUCAAGCCUUUGGUUUGCAUAUCACCCAGUGCAAGUUUGUAUGAUGCAGUGUCCUCUCUGCUGAAGAACAAGAUCCACAGAUUGCCUGUAAUCGACCCGCUGACAGGAAACACACUGUAUAUCCUCACACACAAGAGGAUUCUUAAGUUCCUGAAGCUUUUUAUAGCAGAGAUGCCAAGACCAUCAUUCUUGAGUCAAACCUUAGAGGAGCUGAACAUCGGGACAUUCAGAAACAUAGCGGUGGUCCGUGCCGACACGCCUCUGUACACGGCGCUGGGUAUUUUUGUGGAGCAGCGAGUGUCUGCGCUGCCCGUUGUGGAUGACAAAGGUCGAGUGGUGGACAUAUACUCGAAAUUUGAUGUUAUAAACCUGGCUGCAGAGAAGACGUACAACAACCUGGAUGUGACUGUGACCAAAGCGUUGCGGCACCGCUCGCAGUGCUUUGAGGGAGUUCUGACCUGCAACAGGCACGAGACCCUUGAGGCCAUCAUCAACAGGCUGGUGGAGGCUGAGGUUCACAGACUAGUGGUGGUAGAUGAGCACGAAGUGGUGAAGGGCAUCGUCUCCCUUUCCGAUAUCCUCCAGGCGCUAGUGCUGACUGACGGGGAAGAGGGCACAACUUCAGGGAGUAAUUAGCAACAAUUGCUGCUGUUUUAAGAGGAGACCAGAGCAAAGGGAAAGCACAAGCAUGUGGGGAGAGGAAUAUGAGCUUGCAUUGCCUUUCUCCUGUAACACCCACAGAGAAAGACUUCUCCAUCUCUGGAACAAUGUGAAGUUUUAGCAAUACAGCAAUUUGUUAUUGAAGUUGCACAGGACGUGUUGAACCGCCUUUAAAUUGAGCCAAAGUCACUAUUAGUUGGGCAGAGAUUUGAAAGCAGCAGGAACCUGAGGCGUACAGCACAAUUACCUUCUCUGCCCCUUUAUGAAGAAAAGCAUUUUUUUUUUAAACAUUCCCCCUGUCUUAACCAGCAUUUCAAUUUAUUUUGUGGCUGAAAUCAACAAAGGCACUAUACCCCAAGAGUUCAACUGGAUGGUGUAACUUUAGCUGAUCGGCAUCAGCGUGUAAACCCCUCUGACUUUGUCUUAAAGGCUUGAUAGCUGUCAGAUGUUCCUCUUACUGAUUGUUAAUUUAAAUGCAGGCGCAGUGUUGCUGUGUAUCAAUGUAAACAAUAUUUCAGUGUGCAAAGAAAUCAGUUAGUGACUUAAAUAUUGAGUGAUUCUUUACAUAAAUUUGCUAAUGUCUCAAGAAAAAGGAAAAACUUGCAGCAAUAUCAGAACGUCAAGUUAGGAAUGUUUGAAAAAAUUUUUUCAAACGAAAGAUUAAAAUGUGUGGUAAAAGUCUGGAUUUAUUCAUUAAGUCUUAUUUUUUUUUGUUGUUUUAGGUUUUUGCACAAGCGAGUUGGGAGUCAAAUCUCUCAGUAGCAACCUGUGAGAAUAUUUCAGUUUCCAAGAAAACAGAAAUGAUGAAUACUCUGAUCAAGAAUCACCAUUAAUUCUUCUGGAGUUUUUUUUUAUCUAAAUGUCCAAGUAUCAAUACAUAUAUAAUUAUUUUUCUCUUUUAUUUAGACUUUUAUGGUGUUAUGCCAUGUAUAACUACAUAUGUAAUAGAUAGUUUAUUGUACUUUUUUUUUUUUUUUGCAUUUAUCCUACCUUGGUUGAUGACUUUAUUGCAAAAAUGAUUUGGCCAUUUCAUCAGUGAUGGAAAGUCGAUAUUUUAGGAAACAGUUUUGCUAUUUUAAGGUCAAUUUAGAAAUGUUCCCUGUUUUGAUCCAUUAAGAGGACAUAAUCACUAAAAACCAGCAUUGUCAUUCCAUUGUCUAAGAUGGGUGUGUGAGGAACAUUAAAUGUCCUGGUUUGUGUCUGAUGAAACGUGUAAAAAUGCAUGUACAUGCAUAGUUUUUGUACUAAUCUGAGAUUCGUUAUUUAAAAAAUGUCAAUUAAAAGUUCUGUAAGUUUG